This is a messenger RNA of Calidris pugnax (ruff), 359 nucleotides long. Its product is annotated as wiskott-Aldrich syndrome protein-like. The record is from RefSeq and is a predicted model, not a curated record. Lineage: Eukaryota; Metazoa; Chordata; Aves; Charadriiformes; Scolopacidae. The coding region runs from base 1 to 342 and encodes 113 amino acids. The transcript is spliced from 4 exons.
AUGCGCCGUUACCCUGCCAGCCCGGGGAAGGAGCCGCGGUUACCUCCUCCGAGCCCGGUGUUGCCGGUUCCCCCGCCGCUCGCCGCUCGGUCGAACCCACCUGGGGAGGGAAAGAGAGAGAAGAGGCGUCAGGAGGAGCCGCCGCCGCCAUCGCUCCAACUUGGAGCAACUUUCCCGCUCCGUUCAACCAGCACCGGAGAGGGGGGGGAACCGACCCCCGAGCCGCCGUCACCCAAAGGUGUUGAGGCAACAAAGAGCGGGAGGGGAUUCGACGCUCCUAUUUUUGGCCUGUUCCCGUCUAGAAAUAUUCCCCCAAAGCCCCGAAAGCUUCGCAAAGAUUGAUCUCUCAAAAAAAAAAA